AUGAUUGAACCACAUUUGCGAUCAGUUCCUAGAGGAUAUGCUGGCACACCAAGAAUUUUUUGCUGGUGGACAUCUCCAACGACGAUGGUGAGACGUUCUUCCAUUUUAUAUUUAUUGGACAAUGUGGUUGUGAGCUUUGAGUCCCAAUGCAAAGUUGCUUGCUCAGGAAAGCACCACUGCUCUUUACAGACUCGUGAAAUUUCCAUUGCAACUUCCCUUCUUGAUCUAUCUGUUGUUGCAUAUGAUGCCGCUAUGGCAGAUGUCUCACCUCCUACUAAUUCCUUGUACGAAUCCCUUGAUUUUCAUCAGAGAGAAAAUCUUCGUCUCAGAGUUAGCAAAGCUAAUUUAGAACAAGAUGUCAUUGACCUUCAAAAAAAUACUGAUGUUGGGUCAAUUAGGGCAACUGAACGAUCAUCUUCUGAGAAGAAACUUCUGCUGGUUCAAGAAGACCUUGCUGAACUACAUAAGCAAAAGGGAGAGUUUGCUCAGCAGGUAAUUACUUUGAGAAAUGCAGUUGAUGAAAAAGAGAAAGAAAUUGCUCUUAAAAAUUCACAAAUUGUAGAACUAGAAGCAUCUUUAAGUGCUACUGAGCAACUUUUAAAAAAACUUCAGCAAAGAAUUGCCGAAACAGAUCAUAAUUUACAAUUUAUCAGAGAUGAGUAUGAUGCCUUGCUUAUCACUUAUUCAAGUGUUGAAGAAAAGAAACUAAAGCUUGAGAAAGAAAAUCAAGAGUUAAUUGCACGUUUGAUUGAAUUAAAAGCUGUAGAUGCUGAUAGACUUAAUGCAGAAACAGAGCUCUUUCAAAGGAACAAACAAGCAAAGCUGCAGAAAGAACUAGAAGAAGCUGCCAGAGAACCUGUCUGUAUUGAUACUUCCAAAGCUAAAAGCCUAAUUUGUCUUGAAGCUGCAAUGCCCAGAAAAGUGCGAUAUAAAUUUGAUGCACACGAUGGAGAAGUUAAUGCAAUUGCGUGGACUCACACAGAUUUGAGGUUUGCUACAGCUGGAGGAGAUCGUAAAGUCAAAGUGUGGGACAUAUCUUUAGGUCAAGCUUGUUUGAAAGGUGUUGCUCAUGAGAGCAAUUCAUCUAUUUAUUCCGUGGAUAUCGACUCAGAAGAAGCCCUUUUGCUUGCCGCAUCCUGUGAUUUUGCUAGUCGUGUUUGGAGUUUAUCUGAUAUGAAAAUAAAGCAUACAUUGACUGGUCAUAGUGGAAAAGUAAUGUCUGCAAAAUUCUUAGGAGAAAAUGGCAAAGUUGUGUCUGGAAGUUAUGACAGAACGCUGAAGAUAUGGGAUCUUCGUCGCCGUGCAUGCAUUCGUACUAUAUUGACUGGGUCUAGUGCAAAUGAUGUUGUAACAAGUGACAGAAGUGGAUCCAACAUUAUCAGCGGUCAUUUCGACAGAAAGAUCCGUUUUUGGGAUAUGAGAUCUGAAUCCAGUACCAAUGAAAUUUUAUUACAGGGGCGAAUUACAUCAUUGGACGUCUCAGUUGAUGGGUUUUCUCUUCUUAGUUGUGUGAGAGAUGAUACACUGAAGCUGAUAGAUUUUCGUAUGAAUAAUGUAGUGAGAACAUUAAGUGCUGAUGGAUUUCUAAUUGGAUGUGAUUGGACUCGUGCUAAGUUCAGUCCUGAUGGUCAGUUUGCUAUUUGUGGAUCACAAGAUGGUGCUAUAUUCAUCUGGAAAACGACUACUGGUGGUUUGGAAAAAGUCUUGAGGGAACACAGCGCUACUGUUAUUGCAUGUGCUUGGAGCUGGUGUGGUACAUACCUUUUAAGCAGUGAUAAAAAUAAGAAAGCAAUUCUGUGGUCAGAAUUUUAAGGACUUAAGACAUUAUGCUAUUUAAAACGGCAAAAGUGAAAUGGAAGUGUAUCGAUUUAUAUGAAUCAUUCAAUAAUUGUAAAUAUAGCAUGAAGAGAAAACAAAUUAGUUUUCUUCAUCUUUCCAAACACCUAAGGCAUCAGUAUAUUUAUGUAUAUCGUUGAAAAUUUAUAAAUGUGCAUACAUGUGAUUUUUGACUUGUAUGUUCACAAGUUCCAUUUUAAUUAAGCUACAACAAGAUUUAAGCUAUUUUUAAAUCCACAAGCUAAAUAUUUUUCUACACAUUCUAAACAUCCAGAACUAAAUUUUUAUCAAAGUGAUCAUAAUUUAGUUAAUUUGGUUAAAUAAUUAAUUGACUUUUGUUUAUUAAAUGUUGUUGGGCUGAAAUUGAUCAGUGUAUCAUUUGUGACAUAUAUUGAUUCUUUAUAUAUUGCAUGCUAAAUUAUUGCCAUGUACUCAUUGUGAUCUUCACGGAUCUUUUUUUUUUUUUUACAUUCAGGUGUGUGACUGGCAUCAUUGCUAACAUUUUUAAAAUUUUGCAAAUUUUUUUUCACAAGAUCUGUAUAAUUUUGAUGUUUAAGAAGAAUCUCUACUUAAUCCUGUGAUACAUUUAAGUUAUUCACUUUAACUUUUAAAAUAUUAUUUGUAAUUGAAAUAAUUUUUGAAUAUUUGGUGUCAUUUUACAAUUUUGAUGGUUAGCUAAAGGCAAAAAAAAAAAAAAAAGUCCUUUUUUAAAAGAAUAUUUACUUGCGUAUACAUGAGUUACAUAUUAAUAUUACAGGAUUCAAACUGAAAAAAAAAAGGAAAAUAUAAGAGAAAACUAUCAAAGUAAAAAUGACAAAAACAUCAAUCAAUAGCAGUUAAAAACAUGCAAGCAUAUUUUUUUUUAACUUGUAACAUCCUGUAGUAAUCAAGGAAAAUAGAAAAAAAAUGAAAAAGUAUAAUUGUAUUUUUUAACUUAUUAUAUUAAAGCUAAAUGCUUUAUCAAUUUGCUCAUUUCUUAUUAAAAUUCCCUUCUAAAAUUUUAUUUGUCUGUUUUUGAUUUUAAAAGAUUUCAAGAAAUAUGUAUGGAUGAAGAUAUAAAAGACUUCAGUUACAUUUCAUUUUCUUCAAAAUGAAAACCAUUAUUUUGCUUCACAUACCUUUAUUUAAUAUAGUUGAACACUCAUACACACAAGAAACUUACAUUCUGCUAUAGAUAUAAAGUUUUUGGGAAAUCUUGAUACAAUAAUUCAGGAUAGAAAUAUAAUUACUUUUUAAAUAACUUGUAUUUCUUAAAGUUAAAAAUUAUAUUCAAAAUAUUCUUGAGCAAAAGCACAUGUAAGGAAAUGAGAGCUGAAAUUUAAGAAUACUUCACCUAUUGAAAUGUUAAGUACUAAACAAAAGUGUGUAUGUUUACUCAUCUGACCCUUUAAAAACCAACGCCUAAAAAAUUCCUGUUUGUAAAUUUAGGCUGUUCCAAUUAGUUCUUUCUACUUUGAGUAUUCUUAUAUUAACAAAUAAUUUUCUUUUUCCUGUAAUAAGGGGUUUGAAUGGGCUUGCAUGUAUGGCAGAUAAUCUACUGCAGUGGUUUGCUAACCUGGUAAAACAUAGUUCGUUAAGGGUUAAAAAUAAAAUAGAACAAUGGUAACAAAAUUCAUUAUCUAUAUUAUGGUAAUUCAUUAAAUGCAUUGUUGGAGAAUUAAUAGAUUGUCAACAAAAUGGUCUUUACUUGUCUUUAGUUGUCUUAAAGUCUUAUUUUAAGAAUCAUCUGGUGCUUUUAUUACUUCAAUAAA
This is a messenger RNA of Uloborus diversus, 3587 nucleotides long. It is a transcript of the gene Atg16, whose product is annotated as autophagy-related protein 16-1-like. Bases 1 to 1812 code for a protein of 603 amino acids. Lineage: Eukaryota; Metazoa; Arthropoda; Arachnida; Araneae; Uloboridae. Gene Ontology annotation, cellular component: autophagosome membrane. The record is from RefSeq and is a predicted model, not a curated record. Gene Ontology annotation, biological process: autophagosome assembly. The transcript is spliced from 16 exons. Gene Ontology annotation, molecular function: protein binding.